Messenger RNA from Portunus trituberculatus (swimming crab), 851 nucleotides. Its product is annotated as transcription factor Adf-1-like. The record is from RefSeq and is a predicted model, not a curated record. The transcript is spliced from 3 exons. Gene Ontology annotation, biological process: regulation of transcription by RNA polymerase II. NCBI's taxonomy places the organism in Eukaryota, Metazoa, Arthropoda, Malacostraca, Decapoda, Portunidae. Gene Ontology annotation, molecular function: DNA binding. The coding region runs from base 9 to 686 and encodes 225 amino acids. Gene Ontology annotation, cellular component: nucleus; transcription regulator complex.
GCGUCACCAUGAGCAAGAUCGACCUGGACGAGCGGCUCAUCAUCGAGGUGCAGCAGUACCCGGGCCUGUACGACCAGGCCAGCCAGGACUACCGUGACCUCAGGAAGAAGGAGAGCAUGUGGCACGCCGUGUCUCAAAGUCUCGGCCUCCACGUGCGUGAGUGCCAGGCGCGGUGGCGGGUGCUGCGGGACAAGUUCGCGCGGGAGAUGAGGAAGAACGUGAACGCCAAGAAGGCAGGAGCCAGCGCCCUUCAAGUGUACCAGGGCAGCUGGGCCCUCAUGUCACACCUCAUGUUCCUCACCUCACACGUCAAGCACCGCUCCUCGCAGGGAUCCUUCAAGCGCAAGACGCCCUCGGAAACAGGCAUCUCGGAGGAGGAUGAGGAUUGCAUAUUCUCAGAAGACGAGCCACCAUCACCGUCGCCGCCCCCAGUGAAGCGCGUCAAGACAGAGGUGGAGCACACAGCGAGCCCAGCGGGAGAACUAGACGCCAGGAAGGUUGGGGCGGCGACAGCUGCUGGAAUACUGGAGUGGGAGGGAGACGCCGAGAGAAUGUUCUGCCUGAGCCUCGUGCCCAUCAUCCGACGCCUCGACCCUGACAAGAGGAGCCUCGCCAAGCUGCACAUCCAGAGACUCCUGCACAACCUGGAGUUCCCGCAGGUCAAAGUGGAGCUGCGGAGCGGCUGACGAAGGGUUGGCGGUGGUGGUGGCGGAAAGGAAGGCGGGUCCACGUGUUAGUGAUAGUGGGGAUGUGUAUGUGUGUGUGUGUGUGUGUGUGUAUGUGUAUGUAUGUAUGUAUGUAUGUAUGCGAGUAUGUUGUGUAUGUUACGUGUAUUAAAGUUGUUGUGUUUG